This is a messenger RNA of Staurois parvus, 354 nucleotides long. NCBI's taxonomy places the organism in Eukaryota, Metazoa, Chordata, Amphibia, Anura, Ranidae. The record is from the annotation of a GenBank genome assembly.
AUGUUUGUGAAAUGCAUUAAAAACAGCAAUGUUUUACUAUGUAAUAAUCAUUUUUAAAAAAAUGACAUUUUUUAAAAAUUUCAAAUUUGCCGCAGGUUCCGGCGCCCAUACGUCCCAACGUCACAGGGACUGGAACACGGAAGCCGGCAUCGGCCGGAGGAGGAUGGCCGGGGACGCUGCAGGGGACACAUCGCGGGAGCGAAGGACAAGGUAAGUGCUGCAGGGACUCCCUGAGCAACGCCGCAUGGUAAGCCCGAGUGUAGCUCGGGGUUACCGCUCUUGGUACUGAAAUUUUACCCCGAGCUACACUCGGGAAUACCGCCAGGGAGCUUCAAAACAAUUUUAAAAAGAUGA